GUGAAGGGAAGAAGCAGACCAAAGAGCAGAGAGUGGGUCAGAAAGACACGUUAUGUAGAGGCAAAUCCAUGUGCCCACAUGGUCGAUGAUGCCAUUACCAUUACUCCCAGAUCCUUCAAUCCUUACCUACAUCUACUCUUCCUCUAUCAUCAUCAUCAUUGCUUUCUUCUCUGCUUUUUGAUUUGAUUCGAUUCUCUUCACACAACCCAGAAGAGGAAAAAAAAUGAAGGAGAGCAGUGAUGGGUUUGUGAGGGCAGAUCAGAUUGAUCUCAAGAGCUUGGAUGAGCAACUGGAGAAGCAUCUUAACAGAGUAUGGACCAUGGACAAGAACAAGAAGAAAGAGGAUGACGCCUCCUCCGCCGCCGCCAUCCCCACCCUCGCCCCCUCCACCACCGCCUCCACCACCGCCCCCACCACCGCCCGACAAGACUGGGAGAUCGACCCCUCCAAGCUCAUCAUCAAGACCGUCAUUGCUCGUGGCACUUUCGGCACUGUCCACCGUGGCGUUUACGACGGCCAAGAUGUCGCCGUUAAACUGCUUGAUUGGGGGGAAGAGGGUCACAGGACAGAAGCUGAAAUUGCUUCACUGAGGGCGGCUUUUACGCAAGAGGUAGCCGUGUGGCAUAAGCUUGACCAUCCUAAUGUAACAAAGUUUAUAGGGGCGACGAUGGGCUCAGCGGAGCUAAACAUACAAACGGAGAAUGGUCAUAUAGGCAUGCCAAGUAAUAUUUGUUGUGUUGUUGUGGAGUAUCUUCCAGGGGGUGCCCUGAAAUCUUAUCUCAUAAAGAACCGAAGAAGAAAGUUGGCUUUCAAAGUUGUCAUUCAGCUGGCACUUGAUCUUGCAAGAGGGUUGAGUUACCUUCACUCUCAGAAGAUUGUUCACAGAGAUGUAAAGACAGAGAACAUGCUAUUGGACAAGACUCGAACUGUAAAGAUAGCUGAUUUUGGAGUUGCUCGGGUUGAGGCUUCAAAUCCUAAUGACAUGACUGGGGAGACUGGGACCCUUGGUUACAUGGCUCCAGAGGUCUUAAAUGGAAGCCCAUAUAACAGGAAAUGUGAUGUGUAUAGUUUUGGUAUCUGUUUGUGGGAGAUAUAUUGCUGUGACAUGCCAUAUCCUGACCUCAGUUUCUCAGAAGUGACUUCAGCUGUGGUUCGCCAGAAUCUGAGGCCAGAGAUACCAAGGUGUUGCCCUAAUUCUCUGGCAAAUGUAAUGAAGCGAUGCUGGGAUGCUAACCCUGACAAACGACCAGAGAUGGAUGAGGUGGUUGCUAUGAUAGAAGCCAUUGAUACAUCAAGAGGAGGAGGUAUGCUUCCUGUUGAUCAGCCUCAGGGCUGUCUUUGUUUUUUCCGCAAGUAUCGAGGUCCUUGAAGAAAAUUAUUCCCUCUAAGAAGAUACAAAAUUGUUAUAUUAAUAUUUCAAGAUUGGAAAGAUCCAACUGUUUUUAUGAUGGGGAAAAUUGGUAAUUGGAAUUUCAAAGCUGAGAAGAUUUGGAUGGUGGGUAUAGGCUGUGGAGCACUGCUACAUCUCGCCCAUGUAAAGCUUUUCUUUUGUUUUUCUCCCUCUUUUUUCUCCAAAUUUUUAGGCUUUCCAAAUUAUGUGUAUUUGAUUGACUUGCCAGUCGGGUAUGAACUGGCCUGCCAUCUCUCUUGUAAGAUCACCUUAUUAUUAUGAUUAUAAAGAUGAUUUAUACUGCUAUCUAUAUUCAAUCGAUA
Vitis riparia (riverbank grape) is the source of this 1713-nucleotide messenger RNA. RefSeq names its product serine/threonine-protein kinase STY13-like. Gene Ontology annotation, cellular component: plasma membrane. The coding region runs from base 224 to 1369 and encodes 381 amino acids. Gene Ontology annotation, biological process: protein phosphorylation. The record is from RefSeq and is a predicted model, not a curated record. Gene Ontology annotation, molecular function: ATP binding; protein kinase activity. NCBI's taxonomy places the organism in Eukaryota, Viridiplantae, Streptophyta, Magnoliopsida, Vitales, Vitaceae. The transcript has 6 exons.